Erigeron canadensis is the source of this 1550-nucleotide messenger RNA. Its product is annotated as zinc finger protein SHOOT GRAVITROPISM 5. Gene Ontology annotation, cellular component: nucleus. NCBI's taxonomy places the organism in Eukaryota, Viridiplantae, Streptophyta, Magnoliopsida, Asterales, Asteraceae. The transcript has 3 exons. Bases 359 to 1474 code for a protein of 371 amino acids. The record is from RefSeq and is a predicted model, not a curated record. Gene Ontology annotation, molecular function: DNA-binding transcription factor activity.
CUGUAUAUAAACUUUUUUAUAUAGAAGACUUGGCUCAACCUUACCUGCUCAAGGUUGAGGGGUCAAUGAGGAAAAAUAAAAAGCAAAGCAAAGAAAGUUCAUUGAAAAAGCUAAAAGUAUGUAAAAGCUUAAAAGAAAGCUGAUUUUUCUCAAAGCAAACUGCUUUUUAUUUUCUUUCUUUUUACCCUCAUCUCCUCUCCUCUCUAUAUCUCCCCUUAUUCUUUCAUCUCAUAAAGCUGAAACAAACAAACAACUUACCCCCACUUCAACAUCUGUGUACUACUGAAUCAAUAAGAUUUCUGAUAGAUUUUGCACUAUACUUAUACCUAUAUCUGAUUCCAAAUCCAAAUCCACCCAUAUGUUUGACAACAAUCACAACAACAAUCCAUCUUCUUCUUCUGAUCCCUUUCUUAUUUCACCAGAUAAUGGUCUUUCCAACAAAAGAAAAAGACGUCCCGCUGGUACCCCAGAUCCGGAUGCUGAAGUUGUGUCAUUAUCACCAAAGACAUUGUUGGAAUCAGACAGAUAUGUAUGUGAGAUCUGUAACCAAGGUUUCCAAAGAGAUCAAAAUCUACAAAUGCACCGGCGCCGCCAUAAAGUGCCAUGGAAGCUCUUAAAAAGGGAGUCACCGGAGGUUAAAAAGCGGGUUUUCGUGUGCCCGGAACCAAGUUGUUUGCACCAUGAUCCGUGUCAUGCACUUGGGGACUUAGUAGGGAUCAAAAAACACUUUAGAAGGAAACACAGCAAUGAUAAACAAUGGGUUUGUGAGAAAUGUUCUAAAGGAUAUGCUGUUCAAUCUGAUUAUAAAGCUCAUCUCAAAACUUGUGGCACUCGAGGCCAUUCUUGUGAUUGUGGCCGAGUCUUUUCCAGAGUCGAAAGUUUCAUCGAGCAUCAAGAUGCUUGUACCGUCCGACGUGUCCACCCGGACCUCCCGAUGUUCCAACCGGCUUGUUCAUCUCGAACCGCGUCAAGUACAAGUCCAUCAAGCGACACGAAUUUAAGUAACAUUCCGACGUUGCAACGUAUACCACAUAUCCCUCCUCAAGAAGACACACAUACUCAAAACAACUUAGAGCUUCAACUUUUACCAUCUUCUUCGUUAUACGAACAAAACAACGAUAACCAGACCAAUUUGAAGCUAUCUAUUGGAAAUGGAACUAGCUUUCACAAAGAAGAAAAAAUGAAGAUGGCAAUUGCGGAAAAUGAGUUGGCAGAAGAAGCUAGGCAACAAGCUAAGAGACAGAUUGAAACUGCGGAGUUGGAGUUUGCAAACGCUAAACGGAUCAGGAAACAAGCUCAAGCGGAAUUGGAAAGGGCUAAAGCUUUAAGAGAACAAGCUACUAAAAAAAUUAGUUCCACCAUCUUAGAGAUCACUUGUCAUUCGUGUAAGCAGCGGUUUCAAGCUAGUAAUAACGGUGUAGUCACUACGGCUGAUGAGAUGUCAUCUGCUGUCACCGAGGGCGAUGGAGAUUAACUAGUAAUAAUUUUUGCAAACCCGUCUCCGUUUUUGGGAUCUUUUUCUUCCUUCAAACUUUAUUUGUUUUGUAUGU